UAAACUGAAUUUGUUAACAAAGUUGGACCAUAGACCAACAAAAAAAUUGGUUUAAUCUGUCACAGAAUUGCAGCUUCUUCACCUAAUGCGGGGAAUUGGAUUAAUCUCUCACAGAAAGUUGAUUUCUUGCAUGGUUCAAGAAUCAAACAUGGGGCGAGUUAACUUUGCCCACCACAUGUUUGACUGUAUUCCGAUAAGAGUUGACUACUCAAUUGAUUUGGUUGCAUAUGCUUUUGUUCAUGUGCCUUUGCAUUGACCCUUUGAGUGGUUUCAAUGCAACUGCUGCAAAGGCUAAUGUGGGAAUCAUUCUUGAUUUCGACGGAACUGUGGGGAAGAUAUGCAAGACUUGCAUCUCUAUGGCAAUCGAAGAUUUCUACUCCAACCGCGAUUACAGCACCAUGAUCGAGCCUCAUUUCAGAGACUCGAGGAGUGAUGUUGUUACUGCAGCUUCUGCAGCUAUAGAUUUGUUGAAGAAUAAUCAAGUGAUGGCGAUAAUCGGGCCACAAAGAUCCAUUCAAGCAGACUUCGUGAUAGAUAUUGGUGACAAGGUGGAAGUUCCAAUAAUUUCUACAGCAAUGAGCCCGUCUGUAUCGCUCAAAGACUCAUCAUACUUCAUCAGAUCAGCAUGGUGUUCCUCUUCUCAGGUCAAACCAAUUGCAGCAAUUGUGAAGAAAUUUGGAUGGAGGGAGAUUGUUUUUGUGUACGAGGAUUCAACCUAUGGAAGCGGAUUAGUGCCGUAUUUGACUGUGGAUCUGCUAAAGAGCAAUGCUGUGGUCUCACAGCAAAGUGUUAUUUCCUCUGAUGCAACGGAGGAUGAAAUCCGACAGGAGCUUGGCAAGUUGAUGAAGAUGAGGACGAGGGUGUUCGUGGUUCAUAUGCUGCCAGGCCUUGCAUCCCGUUUCUUCAAGGUGGCGAAAGAAGCAGGGAUGAUGGGCAAGGGGUAUGCUUGGCUAAUAGUUGACGUGCUAACGAGUCUCUUGGAUUCUAUGGAUCCACAAACUAUGGAGGCGAUGCAAGGUGUAAUAGGUGUGAAGGCUUACGUUCCAAAAUCCGUUGAGCUUAUUAACUUUGAAAAGAGAUGGAGAAAGAGGUUUCAUAUGGAGAAUCCGGAGAUGGACAGAACAGAACUCAAUAUUUUUGGUCUAUGGUCUUAUGACAGCAUCACAGUUUUGGCAGAGGCAAUUGAACGAGCUGGUGUGACAUCCCCGCAGUUCAAUAGAUCGGUUGAUGGAGCAAAUUUGACAGAUUUGGGAGCAAUAGGAACAUCAUUGGCUGGACCACCACUUCUUGGUUGGAUCAGAAACCACACGUCCAGAGGGCUGAGUGGUGAUUUUAACAUAAGUAACGGCCAACUGCAGCCAUCUGCAUUUAGGAUAGUUAAUGUGAAUGGCGGGAAAGAAAUCUCAAUUGGAUUUUGGAGUGAACAAUGUGGUAUCUCAAGGGAGCUUAAGCCUUAUGAUCAUCAAGAUGAUUGUUCGACCGGAAAGGAAAAUCUUGACCCCAUUGUAUGGCCCGGGAAAGAAAAUAUAGUGCCUAAAGGGUGGGAACUUGCUGUGAAUGGUGAAAAGUUUAGAGUUGGAGUUCCAGCAAAAAUUGGUUUCAAUGAAUUCCUUAAAGUUGAAAAGAAUGAAGAAACAGGUGUUGUUCAAGCAACGGGUUUUUGCAUUGAUGUUUUUGAGAAGGUGUGGGAAAAUAUUCCGUAUAGUGUCCCUGUCGAAUAUGUUGCAUUGGGUACAGAAUAUAGGAGUAAUGAUGAAAUUAUGCAGAAGUUAGACGGAAAGGAUCUUGAUGCAUUCGUGGGAGAUGUAACGGUCACAGCUAACAGAUCCGAGUAUGCAGAUUUCACGUUCCCUUACUCAGAAUCUGGAAUUGCCAUCGUUGUUCCAAUCAAGCCUAACGGGAGGAAGAAUGCUUGGAUAUUUAUGAAACCUCUAACAACCGGCCUUUGGCUAACCGUUGGAGCGUUCUUUGUCUACACUGGUUUUGUCAUUUGGGUUCUUGAGCAUCGCGUAAAUAAAGCAUUUCGGGGUCCACCUAACCAGCAAGUUGGGAUGAUAUUCUGGUUCUCAUUCUCAACGCUUGUUUUUGCACAAAGGGAGAAAGUAAGGAGCAACUUGACAAGAUUUGUGGUGAUCGUGUGGGUGUUCGUGGUGCUGGUUUUGACGUCAAGUUACACUGCAAACUUGACAUCCAUGCUAACAGUAGAUCAACUGCAGCCUGAAAUCAACAGUGUGAAUGAUCUGAUAAAGAAUGGAGAGUUUGUCGGCCACCAAAUAGGCUCCUUCGUUGGUGCAUUCUUGACAAACAACGGCAUUGUUGAAUCCGCGAGCCUGAAAAGCUACAGCAAUGUGGAUCAAUUCCACGAAGCUCUGUCCAAAGGCAGCAGAAAUGGAGGAGUAGGCGCGAUUAUUGAUGAACUCCCUUACGUUAGGCUUCUCCUUUCCAAGCACUGCAACAAGUAUACCAUGAUCGGUCCAAUCUAUCCAAUUUCUGGCUUUGGUUUCGCAUUUCCAAAGGGUUCGCCACUGGUUUUUGAUGUUUCACACGAGAUCCUGAGGCUGAAAGAGGAUAAGGAUUUAAUGGUGAGGAUCACGGAGAAAUGGCUAGGAGAUGAAAAGGAUUGCCCCAAUGCUAAUGGAGCUCUGAGCAAAUCUCAGAGGCUCAAUCUUGACAGUUUUAAGGGGCUCUUCGUCAUUGCUGGGGUGUCAUCAACGCUAGCUCUGGCUAUAUUCUUGUCCCGUUUCUUGUAUGAGAAUCGGUAUCUACUAGAAUCUACUGCUUCAACGAAGGAAAAGCUUCUCGGGCUUGCUAGAAUUUUUUCAAGGGAGAAGGAUGAGUCGUUGUCAUCCAAGGAAACGCAGAGUCCUGAUCGUGAAGUCGGAGUUUCAGCAGCAGCAAGUCCAGCCAUAAGCAUUCCAUGUGAUCAAGAUCAAGGGAUGUUUUCACAAGAUGAAGGAUUCUCAACAGUAGAAAUCUUCGUUAAACAACGUCGACAGGAGACAUAUUCAUGACUAUGUUUUUUCUUGUUUAAUUGUAGUCACAUUGUAUAUAAAUAACACUUAUUUUAGGAUAAAAGAGAUCCUAUAUGUUGUAUCUAUAUAGGGGAAUAAAGGCCAUUGCAAUCCAUCA
Salvia hispanica is the source of this 3129-nucleotide messenger RNA. Its product is annotated as glutamate receptor 2.8-like. Gene Ontology annotation, cellular component: membrane. Lineage: Eukaryota; Viridiplantae; Streptophyta; Magnoliopsida; Lamiales; Lamiaceae. The record is from RefSeq and is a predicted model, not a curated record. Gene Ontology annotation, molecular function: ligand-gated monoatomic ion channel activity.